UAUUGACUGAGCCAAUGCCAGUUUCCUUCCUCAUUACCUCCCUAUCUGAAUCAUGGAGACAUUCUAAUCAGCGAUUCUCAAAAUCUGUUGUGCAUCGGAAUCAUCAGGGAAGCCCUAUUAAAAGCCCCCAGAGAGCAAGAUUUGGUGGGCCUGAGGGGGCAGAUGGCCUGUCGGAGCCGGAGGGCAUCUCUCUGAAGCGGGUCGCUGUGGUGGAAGAUUUCUUUGACAUCAUCUACUCGAUGCAUGUGGAGAGCUCAGCGGAGCCAGGCAAAGCCCCCAAGCACGCCGGGCAGAAGAAAACCUACCGAGCGAUUGCGGAGACCUAUGCCUUCCUUCCGCGAGAAGCCGUGACUCGGUUCCUGAUGAGCUGCACAGAGUGUCAGAAGAGGAUGCACUUUAAUUCCAAUGGCCUGGAGCCCAAAGAAAACGAACCUCCCUCCCCACUGGUCUCCGGAAUCAUCGAUUACAACAUGCCCCUUACCUCCACGUACCUGAAGCAGAUGAAGUUGCGAGUGAUGAACUCCCAGGAGCAGGAUGAAACUUCUGUGAGCAGUGAAGAUUUUGAUAUGAACGACUCCACAUGGAUGUCAGCUGACCCACACCUGGCCUCCAGCCUGAGUCCCAGCCAGGACGAGAGGAUGCGAAGCCCUCAGAACCUCCACAGCCAAGAGGAUGAUGACUCCUCCUCUGAGAGUGGCAGCGGCAAUGGCUCCUCCACCCUGAACCCAUCCACAUCGAGCAGUACCCAGGGCGACCCCGCCUUCCCCGAGAUGAAUGGCAACGGCGCCGUGGCCCCCAUGGACUUCACCGCCACCUCCGAAGAUCAGCCCAUCAACCUAUGUGACAAGCUCCCACCAGGCACAGCGCUCGGCACGCCCUCCUACCCCUCAGACAGCUGUGGUACCGAUGGCCUGCGGAGCCGUGUCAAGUAUGGGGUGAAGACCACCCCUGAGUCGCCCCCUUACAGCUCCGGGAGCUAUGAUUCCAUCAAGACUGAGGUCAGUGGCUGCCCUGAGGACCUGACGGUAGGCCGGGCCCCCACAGCAGAUGACGACGACGACGACCAUGAUGACCAUGAGGACAACGAUAAGAUGACCGACUCUGAGGGCAUGGACCCGGAGCGCCUCAAGGCCUUCAAUAUGUUUGUACGUCUCUUUGUGGACGAGAACCUGGACCGCAUGGUGCCCAUCUCCAAGCAGCCCAAGGAGAAGAUCCAGGCCAUCAUCGAGUCCUGCAGCCGGCAGUUCCCUGAGUUCCAGGAGCGGGCCCGCAAGCGCAUCCGCACCUACCUCAAGUCCUGCCGGCGCAUGAAGAAGAAUGGCAUGGAGAUGACGAGACCCACGCCUCCCCACCUGACCUCGGCCAUGGCAGAGAACAUCCUGGCGGCGGCCUGCGAGAGCGAGACGAGAAAAGCAGCCAAAAGGAUGCGCCUGGAGAUCUACCAGUCCUCCCAGGACGAGCCCAUUGCCCUGGACAAGCAGCACUCCCGGGACUCUGCAGCCAUCACCCACUCCACCUACUCACUGCCAGCCUCCUCCUACUCCCAGGACCCCGUGUAUGUCAAUGGCGGCCUCAACUACAGUUACCGCGGCUACGGGGCCUUGGGCAGCAACCUGCAGCCCCCUGCCUCCCUCCAAACAGGAAAUCACAGUAACGGGCCCACCGACCUCAGCAUGAAAGGCGGGGCCACCCCCGCCUCCAGCACACCCACGCCCACGCCCUCCAGCAACAGCACCAGCAGGACCAUGCCGGCCGCGCAGCUCAGCCCCACGGAGAUCAGUGCGGUGCGGCAGCUCAUCGCCGGCUACCGAGAGUCCGCCGCCUUCCUGCUGCGCUCCGCGGACGAACUGGAAAACCUCAUUUUACAGCAGAACUGACCCCGCGGCACCUGGAGCGCACUACCCUAGGGAAGGAGGCUGUCCCGGCCCAGCUUCCUGCCUCACCACUUGGUACAUUUUGUUUUCUGAAAGAGGUGGGAUCCAUAAGAGCAGUUUCUAGCCACACGCCAAGCACCUGCAACUUUGGGCACAAGAACACUUUUUUUUUUUUUGGAAUCUCACCACACGGGUGCUCUGACCUGCUUGGAAGAGGCCAACGGGGCAGCUUUGGAAGGGCUGGGGCUCCCCUGACAAGCCGCUGGGGACGCAGCUCUACUUAGAAUCAUCUUCGUGGACCCUGAUGUUAGAAUCCCACCCCCGAUAAUAACCUUUCAAGUCUUAGGUGAGCAGAAUUGCAUAUUUAUUGAGAAAAACAAAGUGGACCCUUCUUCCUCUCCCCUUAGUAAUUUAUUUUUCUGAAAAUGGAUUCUUUUGUGUUUGUACAGAUUGCCAGUCUGUGUCUGUCUGAUCAGAAGGAUGUAUCCCUGUGACCUAACAUUCCAUAUCACUACACUGGCGCAGGCUGGGGGCCAGCAGGGCGGGGUGAGGCGGGGCGGGCGCCGGGCUGGCUGUCCCUUUGAGCGCCCAGCACCGCCAAGCCCGAGGGCCUCACCCACAUCUAAUGCAAAGCAAAGACAAAAACGGCCCCCCACCCCCACUCCACAGAAGCCCCAGUCGCACGGCCACCUGUGUUCUACCUCACACUCCAGUGGGGGCCUGUCCCAGGGCGGGCCCUGGGCCUGUUCCACACGGCUACCUACCUCCCAGCGCCCCCCACGGGGUGUCUGGCUGGGAGGGAGGUCCAGAGGGGCGGCUGGGGCUAGAACCCAAGGAGGGCUUCGACCCUUGUAAGCAGCGGCUUGCAGCUGCCCCGGCCCGGCCCUCCCAGCUGCUUGACAGGACGGAGUGCAGGGGGAUGUCGGCCUCUUGGCAGAGCCCGUGCCCUCCCCUGCCCCCAGGGAGCCAGGGCCCUCGGACACCCGCCAGGAAGGGCCUGUUUCUUCAGGGCGAGCCCUCAGCAGCCAGGUAGCCCCCAAACAGGGAAAGCGGCUGCAAGCCCCUGGCUGGACUUGCAGCCCCUGCCCUCCGCCCCUGUGGGGGGAGUAAAGGAACCACCCGUGGAAGUGGAGAAGCCACUUGGGUUCUCCUAGGAUGCGCCCUUCUGGAGGGACGCAUCCUGGGAGAAACCUGUAAUCCCUGGAGUGUGAACAAAGGACAAAGAAAAGGCUGGCCCAGUUUCCUUCCUCCCCAGUAGGCACUUCUUCUUGCUCAGUGCAAUACCUACCAGUGCUGCUAAAACCAGGGACUCACCCAGACCUCAGAAGGCCCGAGGGGCCUCUCCAUGCAACACUCCGUAGCCAUGACAGCAGCUCUCUGCUGCCUGCCCCUGCCCAGAGCUGGCAGAAGCCCUCUGUUGCCUUUCCUCCCUCAGAGCAAAGAGGCCCCAGGGGAGCCCGGGCUGCGUGGACCCUAGGACGGCCACAGAGAGCCACUCGACCCCAGAGCAGGCGCCCCUUCCCAAUCCAGCUUUCUGUAGCCAACUGGCUCCCGGCACGACUGGCAGACCACCAUCAGGAGGGGCCCCAAGCCACCUGGCAUCUGGGCCCGAGCUAUGGGCCUUGGAGCCAGAACCCUGAAAGGUAGGGUGCCCCGCGCCUUGCUUACUUCCAGCCCCCAGUAGAUCAGGGUGGUCUUUUCUCUCUCAAGUGGCCUCCAGCACCCCACCCAGCGCACCACCUCUGCCUUCCAUCUGACUAGUCCCCAGGUCUCCGGUCAGGGCCAGGACACCCGAGACUCCCCCUUAGCACAGCACGAGCUCCAGCGCCCAAGGCCUGUCCCCCGACCCAGCCAUCCACACAUCCAGCGCCCCCUUUCAAUUUGUGUAAAUAUUUAUUUUUGUGAGUGAACAAUACUACAAAGUAAUCAGCAGGUCUUUUGCAAAAUAUUACCCCAGGCAAUUUGUGAAAAUCAUAAUGUUAGAAACUGGCAGAGACAAUCGCCGCCUUAGAAUUCUUGAUACCAACUGCUUGUCAUUUCCCCUCCUGAAGGCAGGACCCAAGCCAGGCACCGGGCUUUUCCCGCAGACAGGAGAGAGGACGGGAGAGAGGAGGGCUGGGAGGGGCCGCGCCCACACACCGGGGAUUGGAUCGAAAGAUCAGCGAACGCUUCAGUUGCAAGUCCAGCUUUCCUCAGCUGCCCACCUCGGCCUGCCUUAGCACUGGGCAAGGGCGCAGGCGCGCUUGCGUGAGUGGAAGGCCUCGGGGAGGGCUCCCCACCGACCCUCCAGGACAGCCCAUUCUGUCACGGUGACCUCACCGCUUGGGUGGGCUCCUCUGUGACACUAGGCAUGAAGCCCUGGUGAUGGCAGAAGCAGGAGCAAGUCGCUGUGUGGAAACAGGACUCCAUUAGCUAGUUUAGUCAGGGACCUUGUUCUGUUUUGCGUUUUUUUCAAAGAUGCAGCUUCAACCCCUCCCCACCCAUCCUGCCCUGGAGGGCACCAAAGAGCUGGUUCUGCCUGACCGAGCUCACCGCCGUUCCCCCCUCACACACACAUCCGCACCCCCACCCCAGGGACUGCCUUCUCCCCACCUUGCCUGCAGCCCUGUGAGUUCUGAUGGAGGGCCUCAGGGCACAGACUCAUCACGGGGUACCCUAAGCCAGAAGGAAACUCGAGUCGGAAUACACCAAUUCCAGAGUCUUUGCAGGGGGCUAAUCCCAGCAGAAGGGUAGAAUCAGAAGUGGGAAUUUGGUCUUAGAGGUGGAUCAAAUAGACCAGUAAUGGUGUGACCCAUCUAAAAUUCAUGUCGCCAUCACCUCCAGGACAGUUUAUACCCAAGGACAGUGUUGAGGGGGAGGAGACAGAAGGGGGCGAGCAGGGUUUUCAAGGAUUUCAAACAGGUGGAACCCAGCCAUCCCUAUUCCCAAGGGCCACUUAACGACUCCAGGGGUGGUUACAGGAUUAACUACCAGUUCAUUUUCAAAAUGCUGCUUUGAACUCAGAGGGUUGAUACUUUUAAUUUGUAAUUUUUUGUAAAACUUUUUACAAGAUAGUAAAGUAUUUCACCAGAAUACCAGUUUCAAUCCGUCCAUGGUCUGAUUUUUAUAUAAUUUAGUGGUGCUUUAGAAACUUUGUUUUUGUUGUUUCUGAGCUAAACAGCUCAAUCCUUUUUCGCCUGUAUCUACCUAAGACCAAUGUGAACCUUUGUAUUUUGCUCCUAAUUUUGGACUCAGUGAAAGUGUACUGUUUACAUGUACAGACGCCCCGUCCCUGUGUGCUCCGCAAGCCUCGCUCUUGAGGAGGAAGGGGCACCUCACUAAGCUCACCUGCUUAGCAAAGCCACAAGACAAAAACCUCUUUUUACCUGUGUUUCCACCUAAAAACAAACAAAAAAAACCCUAUACCACAUAGAACUCAGAUUUGCUGAAAACUACUCUUCUAAGCUCAGAAAAAUCUCCGUGUGUGAGAUGUCCCACAGGCCUCUGAAACGUGGUCCACCUCGGAGCAGGGGUCAGAGACUUCCCCGGGGGGGGGGGGGGGGGGGGGGGGUGCUGCCGGCGGGGGCACCUGCGUGGCCUUGAGGAGAGCACGAGCAGGACCCGGCUGCAGGGCUGUGGGACGGUGGAAUUCUUCCAGCAGCCGGAGAGUGGGGAGAGGUCAAGGUGACCCAUGUGACCUUCAGGGUCAAGCCGGCCAGGAUUCAGGCACAACCCAAGAGCGUGUCCACGGUCUGGCCUAAUUCAGACAUGUUCCGGGAGAGCGCAAGUUCCCUGAGAUGAGGGUCUGGGACUUCCCAGUGCAGGUGGCACAGGCAUUUCCUCAGGGCUCCCCUGGCAGCGGCUGGCUCCUGAGGCAGCACCUCUGAGGCGGGGCGGGGGCUCCAGACGGUAAGCAGAUGGCACUGAAGACGAGCAGUGGAUGGCACCAACUUUUAAAGGUGACUCUUUGUUACUUAAUCAAUGGCUACACCUCUAAAUUCUAUUUUUACAGAUAUGCACCUAUGCAACUUAACGUGGCUCUUCUAAGCAGGUGAGGACUUCCUCCUCAAUGCUCUAUAAAAACUAUUUGUGUUCUAGAUAGUGAGUUUUUUCCAGUAAAUGUGGCUUAAUAUUUUAAUUCUUAGACUGUGUCUUCUUUAUGUGAUGCAACUAAAUUCCGUUUUGUUUGUGGAAUGACUAGCACAGGCCAGGUCCCUCUCCCUCACUUAACAAAAGACCAAUGAGCUGUUAAUUGAGCUGUUAUCUCCAUGGUAUUACUUGCUAAAUGCACUGAUUUCAUAAGUAUGUGGAAUCCUUUUUUCUUUUGAAUCUGUAUAUCAUAUAUAAGACUGAAUCUACUUAAUAAACACUGAAUAACAAA
Messenger RNA from Suricata suricatta (meerkat), 6234 nucleotides. RefSeq names its product nucleolar protein 4 like (gene NOL4L). The transcript has 11 exons. Lineage: Eukaryota; Metazoa; Chordata; Mammalia; Carnivora; Herpestidae. The record is from RefSeq and is a predicted model, not a curated record. Bases 15 to 1877 code for a protein of 620 amino acids.